Vicia villosa (hairy vetch) is the source of this 959-nucleotide messenger RNA. RefSeq lists its product as uncharacterized. The coding region runs from base 281 to 652 and encodes 123 amino acids. The transcript is spliced from 4 exons. Gene Ontology annotation, cellular component: mitochondrial membrane. The record is from RefSeq and is a predicted model, not a curated record. NCBI's taxonomy places the organism in Eukaryota, Viridiplantae, Streptophyta, Magnoliopsida, Fabales, Fabaceae.
UUCAAGUAAAAGGAAAGAAGAAGAAAAAACAAGAGGAAAAAAAUUUCCGUUUUGAAGAACUCUGCCGCCCGCGUCUUCACGGCGUUUGUUCUCGUAUCCUCUUGCCCACAACCCGGAUCGCCGACUACCAAAAUCGCACACGUAUACUUGCUUCGUUUCACUGGUGUCUUUUCGCGUUCUCUCACGGAAAUUUUCGCAGCUCCGUUUUCUUGCCUCUGCCGUAGGUACCUUACUACCUUCCCUAAUUCUGUAGUUGAAAGGAACCUCUCUUGUGUAAUCAAUGACUACACUUCAAAGUCAGGCUGGAAAAGAAACUGCUAAAGUUCAAAAAUCAGCUUCGGCUUUCAAGAGAUGGGGCAGAAAAGGCCCUUUUCUUAGAUAUGGUCUUCCCAUGAUCUCUCUUACUGUUUUUGGUGCUCUUGGCCUUGGCCAUCUUUUGCAGGGCAGCAAGGACAUUGCAAGGGUAAAAGAUGAUCAGGAAUGGGAAAUAAUUGAAGCCAGAAAAGCACUGUCUAGAACAGGACCAGUAAAUGCAUACAAGCCAAAAAAGAUUUCAUUGGAGGAUGAGCUUAAGGAUUUGCAACAAAAGGUAGACAUUAAUGACUACGAGUACAAGACUAUUCCUAAACCAAAUGAAGACAGGCGUGUCUAGACUGGAGCCGUGAACUUGAAAAAGCUUGUCCGAAAUUCUCAUAUACCAUAAUCUCUAAUCAGUUUUUAGGGAGUCAUGAGCCAGUUCAUCAUGAAUAUGUAGUUAUUGUUGUCUGUUUAGCGUUUUGACUUUUGACUAGGUGACUGAAUUUAUGGAAGUGAUAAUUGGGGUAAAAUUUGUCUAUGUCUGGAAAUUUUGGGUAUCAAGGGUUUUUAAGUACUGUAAGGUGAACAGAAAAAAGUACUUGUUUGGUUCUACUUUAAUAAUGAAAAAAAGAGAGUAAAUGUUAGUUCACUUUCUUGUCAUA